AAGAACUUUCUGGAACGGAGAAAGGGGUUUUGGUAUUUGAAUGACCGUACAGCAAAACCUCUCAACAGUCAAAACCUAGUUCCUCUGUACGCGCAAUUCAGGAAGACAUGAAUUCGCAACCCCAACACGACCACGGGGACAAUGAGGAGGCGUUUCUCGAUGAAACUGAUAUAAUUAAUGUGCAUGAUAUUGAUGAAGAAGAUCUCCCAGAUGCCGAUGAUGAAGAAACUGGUGGAGAAGUAGAUUCAGAUGUCCCAGAUGCUGAUGAUGAAGAGACCUCUGGUGGAGAUGUAGACCUUGAAGUGGUUGAUGAUUCCAUGCAUAUUUUCACUGGCCAUACAGAUGAGCUAUACGCUUCCGCCUGUAGUCCUGUGGAUGCCAUAUUAGUAGCCACUGGAGGUGGAGACGAUAAAGGAUUCCUAUGGAAGAUUAAUCGAGAGGACGGGGCUUUUGAGUUGCCAGGUCACCGGGACUCUGUAUCUAGUUUAUCGUUCAGCACAGAUGGACAGUUGCUAGCAACUGGUGGGUUAGAUGGAGUUGUUAAAGUAUGGGACACAGUGAAUGGAGAAUUAAAAUGUACUCUUGACGGACCCUCUGAAGGCAUAGAGUGGAUCAAGUGGCAUCCCAAGGGACAUGUGAUCUUAGCUGGUGCAGAGGAUGCCUCUAUUUGGAUGUGGAAUGCGGACAGGGCUACUUAUCUUCAAACUUUUACCGGCCAUGGGUCUAGUGUGACCUGCGGUGAUUUUACCCCCGAUGGUCGGACAAUAUGUAGUGGUUCUCAAGAUGCAACUCUGAGGAUUUGGAACCCCAAAACUGCUGAAAAUAUUCAUGUUGUUAGAGGUCAUCCUUAUCAUACUGAAGGACUGACAUGUCUGGCAAUUAGCUCGGACUCUACUCUUGCACUUACUGGUGCAAGUGAUGGCUCUGUUCAUGUCGUUAACAUAUCAACCGGGAAGGUGGUUAUCUCUUUGAAUCCUCACUCAGAUUCCGUUGAGUGCGCAGCUUUUGAAGCAAGCUCUCGGAAGGAUAGCUGGAGAGCUGCGACCGGUGGCAUGGAUAAGAAACUUAUGAUCUGGGAUCAGAAUUCAUCCCCUCGUUGCGUUUGUGAUCAUGAGGAUGGAGUUACUUGUCUGCUAUGGCUUUCUAGUUCCCGAUACAUAGCCACAGGCUGUCUGGACGGGGAUAUCCGGGUAUGGGACAGCCUCUCUGGAGAUUGCGUAAAAAAAUUCCGUGGACACGCUGGUCCCAUUCAAUCCAUUUCUGCAACUGCCGACGGAAAUUUCCUCGUAUCUGCCUCGCUUGAUGGAACUUCUCGGGUCUUUGAAAUUGCAGAAUUCAGGUAACAAUUCAUCAAGCCAAUUCUUUCGAUGUUGGUGGGAUCGAUUCAAUGUUCGGGAAGCUUUGAAAAUGUUGCGAUGAGUUCGAUUGCGGUUUGAAACAGCUAUGAGAUAAGUUUGGAACAUAAAGAAAA
Molecule: messenger RNA, 1471 nt
Organism: Andrographis paniculata
Lineage: Eukaryota; Viridiplantae; Streptophyta; Magnoliopsida; Lamiales; Acanthaceae
Exons: 13
Coding region: 108-1343 (411 amino acids)
Molecular function (GO): protein binding
Source: RefSeq, a predicted model, not a curated record